Rhopilema esculentum is the source of this 3795-nucleotide messenger RNA. Its product is annotated as nicastrin. The record is from RefSeq and is a predicted model, not a curated record. Gene Ontology annotation, biological process: protein processing. Lineage: Eukaryota; Metazoa; Cnidaria; Scyphozoa; Rhizostomeae; Rhizostomatidae. Gene Ontology annotation, cellular component: plasma membrane.
UUUUGUGAGGCUACAAAGCGAAAAAGAGGCUAAAUAUUUUUCAGACGAAACAUCAAUAUGGCGGGCAGGAAGUUUAUAUUCCAAAUUUUGCUGGUAUCGAUUCUGUAUUCUUCAGUAAAAGGAGACAAAUUACAAUCAAAAAUAUAUAAAACUUUCAAGAGCUUUUUCCCUUGUGUGUUACUAACAAAUGCAACACAUUCAAUAGGAUGUACAUCUUCUAUGAAUGGCAAUGUGGGUGUGCUACACCUGAUAGCAAAAUCAGAACAUCUAGAAUGGCUUCUAAAUGUUGGUCCUCAUAAGCCAUACAUACCACUCAUAUCAUCCAGUAUGUUUACAAAAGAUACAAUGGAUCGCCUUGUAGCAUCAAAGAAAAUCAAUGGGGCAUUAGUUAUAAGCACUGGACACCUUGGAAAAACACCACUUGCCGGAUUUUCACCUGAUCCUGCUUGUCCUCUUGAUAAAUACGGCAUGUAUUCAGAUAACAAGGAAUAUUCAAGCUGCAAAAAAGUUCAAUGGAACAAAAAGGGAAAUUCAAUGUCAAUGGUUUAUUAUGAUCUUCCAAUAUUUGCCUUGGGUUCUGAAGAAGAAAUCAAUGAAACAAUGCGGUGUAUAGAGAAGCACAACUCAAAUUCCGAAUAUCCAUUGUGUGCAGUUGAACUAAAAGAUUUCAUGUUUGCUGCAAAAGACACUCCUACUUGUAAAAGAAAAUCAGAUGCCCCCGUAUUCCUGCAAAGCACGAUAAAUUCAUUUUGUGAUCCUCUUGGAGACUGGAAUGUUUGGGGCACUCUGUACCCCCUCACCAAACCUCUGGCGGAAAAAGAAGUUAUCAUCGUCUCAUCAAGGAUGGACAGCUCUGGGUUCUUCCACGAUCUGGCUCCUGGUGCAAACAAUGACGUAUCUGGUAUUGUGACCCUUCUUGGAGCGGCAUAUGCUCUUGGAGAACUCAAAAGAAAAAUCAAAGCUGGAACAUUGACAGGCCACAAAAUGAAACCAGUCAUGUUUAUUUUGUUCAACGGGGAAAUUUGGGAUUAUAUUGGCUCCUCUCGGAUGGUAUGGGAUAUGGAAAAUGGCGAUUUUCCUUACUCAAAUGAAAAGCCGAAGGGCAGCAAUAACACUGUUUCAAAGAUGAAUUUGUCGAAUAUUGGAUACUUUUUGGAAAUCAGUCAAGUUGGAGAGAUGGCAAAUAACACAGUUUGGAUGCAUAGUGAUCCCGUUUCUGUCUCCGGAGAUCCUGAUGUUAAAAAGGAGGUUGAAAAAAUGGAAUCCUACCUGAUGGGGGCGGGCAAAUCUGGAAGUAUUGAAAUCAACAAAGCUGACCCAUCAGACCCCCUACCCCCCGCAUCAUUUCAAAGGUUUCUUCGCUCAAAGAAACUGAAGAAGAAGAUUCCUGGAAUUGUAUUGGCAGAUCACAAAAAGGAAUUCCAUAACAUGUAUUACAAUAGUCGAUACGAUGAUGCAGAAAAUAUCGGAGUCAAAUUUGAUGUCAUUAAUCGCGAUGGAAAAACAUACCUCUCAACUCGAAAGAAUGAAAGUGAGGAGCUUGCUAAUUUAGCAAAAGCUGUCGCCACUGCUGUGUACAAGCUUGCUACCGAUGGGAAGGAGCCUCCUGCACCAAUGAACGUUUCUGCGCAACAGAUUGCAGACCUGAUAUCGUGUUUCUUAAUAUCGGCUAGCUGUCCCGUUUUCCGAGAAAUCCUUCCAGUGAAUUCUAAAAGUACUCUGCCCAAAAAGCCGUUCUCUCGCUACAUCAGUGUUGCACAAUUUACAAACCCUAUAACGGACAUAAUCUACCUUCUGCUCGGCUAUUAUACUGGUAACUGGACAAAAUACGACGGAAAUUGCUCGGACACUAGGAACAAUCUUCCAACUGCUGUGUCAAAAUACGGUAUGAAAGGCCCACUGAAUUCGCAGGCAAUUUGCGUUGAAUUUGCAGUGCACAAGACUCCAGCUGUUUCACCAGCCUUUGAAAUCAAAGACUAUAAAUCGACCGAAUUCUCUACGUGGGCAGAGAGCAUGUGGAACGCUGACUUCGGGGUGAGGAUGUUCUUAGUUUCUGGACCUACAAUGGAAUACACAGUGUUUGGGUGUGGAGUGCUUGUUCUAAUCUUGUCAUUCGUGACCGUGCAGUUGGUCUACAAAAGAGCAAACAUAAUUUUUACACCAAGUAAUACUUACGAUACACAACAGGACAGUCAGGAAGUCGUCAACUGAGUUCGUUAGUAACUGUCUUUAAAGAACAAUUUUUCAGCAUGUAUUGUCAAUAAACAUAUUUUUAUUGGUUGCGAAGAUCUUUCAGGCACUCUUUCAAAUAAAGUUCCUUUGGUACUGAGAUUUUUCAAGGACUUGAACAGAUUUCUCGUACCAACUUUUUUCUUCUCAAAAUUCGUCAAUGUUUCUACAUCGCCCCUUCAAACUUAUACCAGUAGUAUCUUAAAUAUCUUGUCUGUGUGAUUUGAAAUUGGCUCUGUUACACUCUUUUUUAUAAGAACCAGAUAAUUUUUCCGAGGCUAGAUGUUCCUCUUUUUUGAAUCAUUUGCAGCUUGAAUGUUCUCAAUUUCGUUCUUAGAUCAAAAUUAAUUUUGUAAAACUACAACCUAUGAAUUGUUUUGCAUGACGUUUCCAGUAUCACUGUUACUGGGCUAAUAAAAUUGAACCCGUUUGUUGACAUUUUUCAUGUUGAUUUUCCCUGCUACUUUUCUAUCUGUGGCUGGCCAUGUUUGUUAUUAUUUUUGACAAAUCGACCCUCAAUUUUCGUUUAAAAAGUGUGUUCUUAUAAAAAAGAGAGUUUUUAAAAGGUUUCUGCGAAUCCAAAUUACGUAUAGUCCAUACUAAACUCACGAGUUAUCAAAAGAUGUUACCAAUUGGAAGUCAAUCGAAAAUCCUUCUGCUCUUUUCAGAAAAAUAAAGUGGCAGCAAAAUAAAAUUGUAGUAAGAUAUUAUAUGUAUAUUUCUUUGACGUUUUUCUAUGUAUGUGAAUAAUUUAUAUGUAAUUAUGAAGUUCCCCUUGAAUUUCGCAGUACUAAUUUUUCUUUUCUCUUUAGUCUCUCUCUGAUCUCUCUCAGGCCCUUUCUUGCUAGCUCCUACAGUGGAACUAAGAAUUUUCAAUUAGCCCCAAAAUUUUUAUGAUUUAUGCUUUUAGUCCAUGAUACAUGACAUGUGUGCGGGAAAAUGAAAAACUAAAAUACGGAGCGUUUUCACAAUGUCUUUUUUGACAACAUCGAUUUGCAGUGUGCUUCGUUUCAAAGGUGAAUUUGAAAAAAUGAAAAAUUCUUUGAAAACGAACUAUUUGUUUGGCGCCUUUCAGAUCCUCGUUCUUUCAGAUCCUCGGCGUUUAAGUCCUAACUCGUUUAAACACCCUUCGAAAAAUCUCCCAUCCAAAAACGCCCGAAUUCAUAAGAAUCCAGGGGGGCUAUGCAAGGAUUUACGGUAUAUAUGUAUUAAACUCGAUCGGAUAAAAACAUGAUUGCGCAGUAAGUACGUGGUGAAACCGUAGAAAGUACAAGGCAAAAAUUGAGAAUAAGUAAAAAUAAGAAAAGUAAAGAAAGUAAGAGGGCAAAAAGCAACAAGUUCUAGAAAGAGAUGAAUUAUCUUUUUGUUCAACGAUUUGUAAAAUAAUUGUGUGGAUGAUUAGUUGGUAAAUAAAUGAAAAUUUUAUCAGUGUCAAUAGAAUAGACAAAACUUUACGUUCUUCUUAGGAAAAGAUUCAUUUCUCAAUUGUAACGUUUUUCUCGACAGCAUUCUUUUUUGUUCGUUGAGAGCCUUUGCUUAACUUGAUAAGUUUAGUGGCACUGCGUC